UUAUUUUGAAGUAUAUAUAUAUAAAUAGAAUGGUUAAAAAAUUGGGGAAUCGUCAAUGCUUUUUGCUCCUUUUAUGUCUACAAGCUGCGUUAGCAACUUCAUGGCCGAAGUCGAAAAAAAAUAUUGUCCAACACAGGGAUGGAGACAUAAUAAUUGGAGGAUUUGUCUACGUACCACAAGAAGAUCAGGGAAUACAAACUGUUGAGGUCAUAAAUAUGGUUGUCGACCAGGUGAACAAAGACGAAAAUAUUUUGCCUGGUAUAACAAUUGGAACUAUCAUGAUAAACACAAAUCGUUCUGGGAUUUACACAAUGCCGCAGAUUGUCAAUGAAUUCUUUCCUUUAUUUUCCGAUUUACAACAGUUCUGUGAAGUCAACUUUACAAAUUGCAAGAAAAAGCCUCUUUUUGCAGGAUUUAUUGGCGCUUCAUCUAGCACGGUGUCUAUCCACACAUCGAGGUUGCUACAAGGAUAUUCUAUCCCUCAGAUCAGCUACUGGGCAACAAAUUCAAUAUUGAGUAACAAAAAUGAGUUUCCAUAUUUCUUCAGAACUGUGCCAUCGGACGAUCACCAGACUGAAGCAAUGAUCGAAUUUGUGUACAGCCGGAGAUGGAAUUAUAUAUCGAUUGUCUACGAAAAUUCACACUACGGAACAAGGGGAUAUAAGGAUUUGGAGGUUAAGGCAGCUGCGAGGAAUAUAUGCAUUGCAGAAGCUUUAAGUAUGCCAACAGAUAAUAACGACGAUAACACGGAUGAAGUAGAUGAAGUCAUAGAAACUCUGAGAGCAAAACAUGGAAAUCGAACAUCAGCUGUCAUUCUACUCCUCACUGAAAAAGCAGCAAAAAAAAUAAUGCAAUCAGCUGUCAACAGUAAUUCUGCAAAUCAUUUUCUUUGGAUCGGAGGAGACGCCUGGACCAAAUUGUUACCAGAACGGACAGAAAACGAAUUUGAUUCAUACAAAUACGAAAUCGACGGUGCUAUUGGAUUCCUACCUAAAUCUGAUCCUGUACCAGGAUUUGAAAAUCACUUCAAAAAUUUAAAACUCGAAACAAAUCGACAUCGAAAUCCGUGGUUUGCGGAAUAUUUUAGCAAGAUCAAAAACUGUUCCUUGGUAGCGGAUCCACCGGAUCGAUGUCCUGAAAAUGAAUCAAUUGAUCUUGCAAAUUUCAAACAUUUUCCAUACAAUGGCAGAAUUGCUAAUGCAGUUCUCUCAUUUGUUCAUGCUGUCAAUAAAAUACACCAAGAAGAAUGUAAUGGAAGAUCAGGAAUAUGUGAGAAAAUGGAAAUGAUGACAGGAACUACGGAAUUUGCAUCUAGAACAGCAGAACAUCUAAAAAAUGUUACGUUCCAAGGAAUCGAUGGUCAUCAGUUCUAUUUCAACGAACAUCAAGAUGCGCCUCCUGAGUAUGACAUUUUUAAUUACAAAAUGGAAACGGAGAAUUGGGUUAAAGUUGGAAUAUACUCAAGCUCUGGAAUUAGAAAUCUAAACGUAACAACGCAAAAAGUGCUUGACACCAAAUCAAAUUGCUCUGACGAGUGUGAGCCACAUCAUGUAAAGGAAAUUUCUCAAAUAAAAUGCUGCUGGAUUUGUAAACCCUGUGGUGACCUAGAGUUUGUUUCUAAUGAGUCCAAAUGUGAACGUUGUGCUGAAGGACAAAAGCCUAAUUCAAGUUAUACAGGUUGUGAAAAGAUGGUGAAAAUAUAUAUGUCAUAUGAAAAACCGGAAAGUAUUGCAUCCUUAGCUCUUGGUAUUUUUGGUACAAUUUUAACCAUCGUAAUUUCUGUCCUGUACUAUAAAUACAAGGAGACGCCAAUAGUAAAGGCAUCUGGUAAGGAGCUGUGCUUCGUUGUUCUCUUUGGCAUGUUCAUCACGUUCGCGAAUUGUUGGUUUAUCAUUUCAUAUCCCUCAAUCGCAUCGUGCAUCCUGUCUCGAACUAUACUCUCGCUUGGGCCUACAAUAAUGUAUGGAGCACUACUCAUGAAAACUCUCCGAGUGGUUAUCAUAUUCAGAAACAAAGUUUUAUCUCCGAAUAUAAAAUUGCUUCUUCGACCAAGAUCCCAACUUGCAUUUACUACCUUACUAACAUUUGUGCAAGUGCUUGUGUUGGUAAUAUGGUUUGCCAUAGAUGGACCGGAAAUAAAAAUGAAAAAAACUGAAGAUAUUGGGACCGUAUUUUUGACUUGCCACACCUUUGUUCACAGCGAAGUUAAGAUAGGAUUAAUUUAUCCGUUUUUAUUGAUUAUAUUAACUACAAUUCUGGCAACAGUAAAUCGAAAUGUUCCUACAGGAUUCAACGAAGCAAAACUAGUCGGAUUCACAAUGUACACAACAUGUGUAAUAUGGCUCGGAUUCAUUGCCAUAUUUGUCACAAAUAAGACGAAUUAUGAACUCAAGCUAACAGUUGUUUCAUUGUGUUUGAGUCUAAACGCGUGUACAGUUUUAUUCUGCAUGUUUGGACAUCGUUGUUACACAAUUCUUUUCCACCCGGAACAAAACACGUCACAGUCCGUGAUGACUCCAAAGCGAAGCUCAUACUCAGUCAGAAGCAAUUCAUCAAGACAAAAGAAAAACGGGGAAUCAUCACUUUAUGUCGCUGAGGUAAAGCAUGAAGAGCAAGAUCGAACAUAAUAUAUUAAUAUGCGUCAGAUUGUCUUGAAUAUUUGUAAUAUUGUUUCAUACGCAUUUAGUCAUUCCUAAAGCCAUUCACCGAAGAAAACAUUUUAUGUUAAUUGGGACUUUACAAGACGAACGUUACAUUUUAAAUUAUAUGAGGUUGCACGUCUUUUUAUUUGCAUUGUUUUUUUUUUUGCUUUGAGUAAUUGUAUAAUGGCAAAUGGGACCUUAUAUCAAUCUCUAUAUCUAACUAAGUUAUCACUUAAAUAUCACCACAGUAUGUGUAUAUAGAGCACUUGAACAGUUUCAAAUUUUCAAUUUUAUAUCACCACUGUAAAUUCUAAAUAAUUACAAUUAUUACUUAUUUUUUUCCUC
Molecule: messenger RNA, 2987 nt
Organism: Styela clava
Lineage: Eukaryota; Metazoa; Chordata; Ascidiacea; Stolidobranchia; Styelidae
Product: metabotropic glutamate receptor 7-like
Biological process (GO): G protein-coupled receptor signaling pathway
Cellular component (GO): membrane
Molecular function (GO): G protein-coupled receptor activity
Source: RefSeq, a predicted model, not a curated record